This is a messenger RNA of Pomacea canaliculata, 3549 nucleotides long. Its product is annotated as protein OS-9-like. NCBI's taxonomy places the organism in Eukaryota, Metazoa, Mollusca, Gastropoda, Architaenioglossa, Ampullariidae. Gene Ontology annotation, cellular component: endoplasmic reticulum lumen. The record is from RefSeq and is a predicted model, not a curated record. Gene Ontology annotation, biological process: retrograde protein transport, ER to cytosol; endoplasmic reticulum unfolded protein response. Bases 140 to 2383 code for a protein of 747 amino acids. The transcript has 16 exons.
GUGACGGAAAAGACUAACACAUCGGAUCUGGAUGCUCAAUUAAUGAUAAUCAAUGGCAUUUAAAAAUGAUUUAAAUUUCUCUUAGCUCUAAAAGAAGCAAGUUUUUGUCUGAUAAUUUAAUAAUCGUCUUUACUAAAAAAUGGAUUUCUUCCAGAUAUUGUCCGACAGUAAAAUCAGGAUCUCCAACGACAAGAUGGUGGCGAAAACAAGUGUAGCUAUAUUUUGCUUCAUAGUAUUUCACUGCGCAUAUCAGUCACAUUGCUUUAUGAACAUCGAAGAGCUGCAGUCAACAAAUUAUGGUAUAGACAUUGUCAGCGAUCCUAUCGCAAUAUCACAGGCAGUUCCGGAAAGUGCCAUAGUUGUAACGUCUCGCCAUGGGCAGCAGUAUCAGUGCACAUACCCGAGUACUGUGGAGCAGGAGAAACAAAAGGAAGAAAAAGAGAAAGAAGCACUUGAAAAGGGUGUGAUACAACUCCUGAACCCAAUUGGAAUAGGUCCCUGUCUAAUUAAGACAAAAGAUUGGUGGAGUUAUGAACUCUGCUAUGGAAAAUACAUCAGACAGUACCAUUUAGAAGAUGGAAAAAUCAAAGGAAACAUCAUUUACCUAGGACUUUAUGAAUCCGAAUUCGACUGGAGCAAUGAAACACUCAAGGAGACCCGAAUCCGUAGUAAGACACCAGCUGGUAGGUAUCACAGUCAGUAUUAUACCAAUGGUACCAAGUGUGACUUGACUGGCAUGGGCCGCCAAACAGAAGUCAGGUACCUAUGUAAGGAAGCAUCAGAGGACUACAUUGCAAGAGUAGAUGAGCCAGAAACCUGUGUGUACAUCCUGACUGUCUACACCUCUCGCCUUUGUAGCCAUCCAGAUUUAAAAGCCCCUACACUAACUCAACCUAUUCCCAUCACCUGUGCACCUCUUCUGUCUCAAGAUGAAUACCUUCACUACAAACACCAUAUGGAAGUGCUGAGACAAGAAGAAGAAGCAGCCAGAGCCAAAGCAAAAGCUAUUGUAGAACAGCUUGAGAAGAGUCAAGCUGAAGAGGAAGCCACAAAGGAAAAUGCUGCAAUGGAAAGUGGACUGGCCUCAUCAUUAAAUUCCAUUUUGAAGAAAACUUUGAGCAAAGAAAUAAAAGAGGGAUCUGCUGAACCAUCAGAAACUAAAACUGACAAUAGCAGUCCCCUCACAUGGAAAGCGAUAAAAGAUAUUGAUGAAUUGGAAAAACUUCUGGUUGAUCCACAAGGCAUUCUUCAUAACAUGGACAUGAACUCUAAAAACAAGGAAAAGCCUGUGAAGGUCAACACUGAAGCAGAUCCCAAAAAGGAAGACACUGGCAAGACAGAGACAGCAAAGAGUGGCUCUGAGAGACAGGACAGUGGUGAAGAGCCUGUGAAACAAGACAAAGAGGAAGAGAUGAAGACUGCAGAACAGCAGACCAAGGAAGAGGGAGAGGAAACAGAUAUGGAAAUGGAAGAGUUUGAAAGAGAAUUGGAAAAGUUAAGAAAGAGGCAGAUUAAAUCCCAUAAGCGACUUGGCUCCAUCAAAGAAAGAGUAAGGGCAGCUGUCGUUUCACAAUUCAAGGACAUUAUUCAAGAGGCAGAAGAAGAAGUUGGAGUUCUAGCCAACAAAGAGACAGCUUUACAGCAACUGGCCAGCAGUCUUAAUCAACUGAUGCAAAAGCUGGAGGAGACAGAAGAAGAAAUCUCAGAAAUGGACGAAGAGAUAAAUGACAUGGCUACCUCCAAAGAAAGUAAGAAAGAGAGCACUGACUCAGCAACUACAACAAACGUAGAAGAUGAUAAGGAAGAGGAAGAGCAAAUAGCAUCAGAAGAUAGUGCGCACAGUAGAGUUCAAGCUCCUCCUGCUAUCAAACAAGAAGAUUCUAGUAGUGCACCAGCAGAAAAGGAAGACACAGAUGGCAGAUGGAAAUUUCGGGUCAGAACCAUCAAACAGAACGAGGUGAAUGCAGAUGCCAAACUCUUGCCCAAACAACAGAAAAAGAUGCUGGAAAGCAGCGUUAAAGAUGGUCUAGAGAAGGCAGGAGUGGACACAGGCAAUCUCAAGGUGCAUGUAAAGAUUAUUACCUCUGGCCACAUCCUUGGAGAUGAUAACGAAGAACCCAUUCAUGUUUUAUCAGAGGAAGACAGUGCUUCUUUCCAGAAUAUGAUUGUUGCCAUACUGGGAGGAAAUAAUGAGGCAGAAAAAGAAUAUGAGAAGCAUUCCCAGCUUGAGAACAAUUACAAUUUUGUCUACAACAAGCAGUCAUCUAUGGCACUCACCCAAACAGCCUCCGAACAGCCUAUCACCAAUGAUGAUAAUGAUGAUAGCAGCAGCAGCCAGUCAAGAUCACCAUCCACACCAUCAGAAACAGCUCCAGGACUUUAGAGCUGAGUAUUGGGAAAUGCAGGUGUGAUAAAGCCACUGAUGUUUCAACACCAGGUUUAAUGUCAUCGAGGUGGUGUACCAUAUGGUGUGAUACCAGAUGCUUGUAUGCAUUUGAGGUGUUGAUAAGUUCAUCUUCAAUCAAAGCAUCCACGUGAUAUUCAUUGUUCUUGUUUCUCAAAAAACUGCUUGGCCGUAUAACCUAUUAUGUUAAAAAGGGGGUAUUUAUUUAUGUCUUAAAAAAAACUUUUUGUGUUUAUGUUUCCAAACUGCCUGGCAUGAACCUCAAGCUUUACUUGGGUUUGGAAUUUUAUUUGAAGAGGAUUAAUCCUAAGCUUCACUUGGGGUAAAUAAUUUGACCCCAGAUACAGUGUUAAGCAUCACUUAAUUGAGAAUCACUUGGGGUUAACUGUUUUUAUGUGAAAGUCUGAGCCCAAGUAAAACUCAGGGUUAACACCAGUGUAGUUGAGGGAUAUGACAGCAUCAAAAUUUCCUGUCCUAAUUUUUGUUCUUUUUCCUGGGAAUGGAAAGAUGGCACUCUUUAGCAGGAGUUAAAAAAAAAAACAAUCAAAAGCUUGGAAUUCCACAUUAAAAGUUUCCUUGUAGUUUCUAUAUAGACUAUUUCAAGACAAAUGCCUUAAUAGAUCAGAGGAGGGAAAGAAAAUCAAGAAGCUUUCUCUAGAUUAGAAACUGAUGCUGAUUGUAAAAAUUUGUGUAUGUCUUGUAUUGAAGACAUGAUCUGUUAAGUAAAUGAUUAUGCUGUCACUUAAUACAAUCUCUAACAUAAUUGGUUUAUUGGUUUUGUCUGUUCCUGUGGUGAUUUAUGAAGCUGAGUUUAUAAGUUUUACUAAUCUGAGAAAAACUUGGAUCAUUUACUAUGUUGCAAAAUUAAUGUGAAAGGUUAGAUCAGCAGAGUUGCCCAUUUUCUUAAGUAGGUACUGGUCAUUUGGCUUGAAUUUGGCUAGCUGCUGGAUUUUUUUAACUCAUGAGUGUAUCAACGCAACUGAGCUAUAGCUAUGAAGAUGUUUACAUUUGCAAGUGCAAACUAUAUGGGAAGAGUUGAGGUCAUGCGUAACACUCACAUACUUUUAAUGGUGUUUUUAUAUCUGAUGUGUUCCCUGUGGAUGUCAUUGGCAUAAUAUAGAAGUUUAUUUCACAGUGAUCUUUAA